ACAGUUGAUUGCCAAAUGCAGAACUACUUUUUUAAGGGCGUAGAACUACUAAGGUGUUAUAAGGCAUGUAAACAACCUCUCCAGCUGACAGAGAUACUGAUCAUCAUGUCAAGGGCAGCAGGAACUCUAGUGACCACGAACAAUGCCACCUAUAUCCCACCACGGUUUAUGCCGGGAUACCAAGGACACUGUCCAACCACAAAGUAUGAUUAUGGUGAAACAUACGGAAAUGCAACACAAAAAUAUUUCCAGGAUUAUCGAUCAAAAACCUUGUCAUGUUCAGCUGACCCACUGUGCAAAGGUGGCGAGUUUCCAACAUACUAUACCCACAAACCAGAGACUGUCAUCAGCGCCAGAAGCCGAACGCGUGACAGAUGGCUAAAUGCUCCAAAGCAUUCCCUGACAAAUAUAGAUCAUGACAGGAAAGAGGAACUCUACCAAUUUGAUAAACUUGGGCAAAAACACAGAGAACACUACACUGACAGAAGUGGUACAUCAAAGCGUGUUAAUUACUUUAUGUUACCCGUUGGUGCAGAAGAUCAACUUAGGCGUAAUGUGCCUUUCAUGAUUUUGUCUACUAGACACAAUGAUGAAAUCAACUUGCCAUUCUUAAUGCAUGAUGCUCGACGUCUUCCUCUGUUGAGACGUGUGGCCCCAGACUCCUCCCAGCGAGAUCGGGAAAUGCGGGAUGUCUACUUUGAGAAGAGAUAAACAGUUUAAUAUUAACACGAAACGGAAGUCUCGUACUCACUGUGAUAUCACUCAGCUUUCAGAAAUCGUUUGUUUGAACAUUUUAUCAUGCAUUUUGUAAAUGUCUACCGCAAUCAUGUAAACAAAUAAGUCUUCAAUGUUUGAAACCUCUGCCUCAUAAGUCAAACCUAUUUGUUAUUGUUAAAACAUCUAUGUACAGUAAUUAUAUACACCAUUUUAUAUUUAUUAUUUAGUCAAAUAUAUUACUUGGGUACAUUUCUUUUUUGUAUUUCCAUGAAAUGAUCUAAAAACAUUUUGUGUCAUUAAGUGUUGCUAUGGGUGUUUUUCUCCUUUUACUUUUGUACAAUUCAUUGAGAAUUUAUAAUUUCUUGUUAUUUAAAAGAUAGAAGUGUUGGUAUAAUUUGAUGGCAUGGCUGUCAGUGUUAUGCUUGCUAUUAAAUAGACAAACUGUGUCUUCCAACUAAAUUAAAAAGAAUUAAAAAAAAAAAUUCUUAAAACUAUCACCAAGAUAAUUACCAAUAAAAAGUAUCCACAGAAAUUACUGGAGCAUAUCUGAAGAAUUUCCAGUAAUGUAAAAGAUAUCAAGAAAGUAUUAGGAUUUUAAUUUGUAUUAGUACCUGUGAUUUCUACAAAUGUAUAUGAAUUGAUCAGAUUAGACAUACAUGUAUUUUGGUUGUUUUUGUAGUGUAAAUCUAUUUUUGAUAUUUUUAACUUUAAUGAGUGUAUUUUAUUAUGUAUUGGUUCAAUCAACUUCUCCAUGUCAACAUGCAAGUGUAAAUCUGUUUUAUAUUUUUCUUUAAUUUCCCAUUCAAGGGAUACUCUGGUCUUUCACCUGUUCUCAUUCACCUUGUUCAUAUACAAAUUUAUUGUCUAUUGUGGAAUAAAAUGAAACUAUUAAUUUUUAAAAUAUC
Messenger RNA from Pecten maximus, 1622 nucleotides. Its product is annotated as protein FAM166C A-like. NCBI's taxonomy places the organism in Eukaryota, Metazoa, Mollusca, Bivalvia, Pectinida, Pectinidae. The record is from RefSeq and is a predicted model, not a curated record. Bases 16 to 711 code for a protein of 231 amino acids. The transcript has 4 exons.